Messenger RNA from Puma concolor (puma), 2067 nucleotides. Lineage: Eukaryota; Metazoa; Chordata; Mammalia; Carnivora; Felidae. The record is from RefSeq and is a predicted model, not a curated record.
AUGGCGGCCGUGCGCGGGGCGCCCCUUCUCGGCUGUCUCCUGGCGCUGCUGGCGCUGUGUCCCGGGGGGCGCCCGCAGACGGUGCUGACCGACGACGAGAUCGAGGAGUUCCUCGAGGGCUUCCUGUCGGAGCUGGAGGCCGAGACCCGGGAGGACGACAUGGAGGCCCCACCGCCCCCGGAGCCCACCCCGCGUGUCCGCAAAGCCCAGUCGGGGGGCAAGCCGGGGGAGCCUCCGGGGGCGGCCAAAGAGGCACCUCUGGAAAAGGCCAAAGACAAAGGGAAGAAAGGGAAAAAAGCCAAAGGCCCCAAGUCGACCAAGCAGCCCCUGGAGGGGCCCCUCAGGCCACCCAAGAAGCCCAAGGAGAAGCCACCCAAGGCCACCAAGAAACCCAAGGAGAAGCCACCCAAGGCCACCAAGAAGCCCAAGGAGAAGCCACCCAAGGCCACCAAGAAGCCCUUGGCCGGGAAGAGGCCCCCCACCCCGACCCCCUCAGAAGAAACCCCAUGGUGGCCAUUGCCCCUGCCUCCCAGCUCCAGCCCUGAGAUGCUGCCCCAGGAGGGAGAAGGGGCCCUCCCAAGUCCUUGGCCAGGUCCAGGAGAAACGGAUUUGGAUCGCCAGUCUGAGCCGGAGGAGGAGACCGAGCCGCCCACAUUGGACUACAACGACCAGAUAGAGAGGGAGGACUAUGAGGAUUUUGAGUACAUCCGGCGCCAGAAGCAGCCCCGGCCACCCCCAAGCAGGAGGAGGCCCGAGCGGCUCUGGCCUGAGCGCCCUGAGGAGAAGGCUGAGCCAGCUGGGCCGGGGCUCGAGGCCCCCACGGAGAGGAUCGAGCCUCCUCUGAAGCCUCUGCCACCCCCGCUGCCUCCUGACUAUGGGGACGGUUACGUGAUCCCCCACUAUGAUGACAAGUGUCCCCCCAUCGGGAUGGAGUCCCACCGCAUUGAGGACAACCAGAUCCGGGCCUCCUCCAUGCUGCGCCACGGCCUGGGGGCCCAGCGCGGCCGGCUCAACAUUCAGGCCGGUGCCACCGAGGACGAUUACUAUGACGGGGCGUGGUGUGCUGAGGAUGACGCUCAGACCCAGUGGAUCGAGGUGGACACCAGAAGGACCACCAAGUUCACAGGUGUCAUCACCCAGGGCCGUGACUCCAGCAUCCAUGACGACUUUGUGACAUCCUUCUUCGUGGGCUUCAGCAACGACAGCCAGACGUGGACGAUGUACACCAACGGCUAUGAAGAAAUGACCUUCCAUGGGAACGUGGACAAGGACACACCUGUGCUGAGCGAGCUCCCAGAGCCGGUGGUGGCCCGCUUCAUCCGCGUCUACCCACUCACCUGGAACGGCAGCCUGUGCAUGCGCCUGGAGGUGCUGGGGUGUCCUAUGUCCCCUGUCCACAGCUACUAUACACAGAAUGAGGUCGUGACCACUGACAACCUGGAUUUCCGGCACCACAGCUACAAGGACAUGCGGCAGCUGAUGAAGGUGGUGAACGAGGAGUGCCCCACUAUCACCCGCACAUACAGCUUGGGGAAGAGCUCACGCGGGCUCAAGAUCUAUGCCAUGGAGAUCUCGGACAACCCUGGGGAUCACGAGCUGGGGGAGCCCGAGUUCAGAUACACGGCCGGGAUCCAUGGCAACGAGGUGCUGGGCCGCGAGCUGCUGCUGCUCCUCAUGCAGUACCUCUGCCGCGAGUACCGAGACGGGAAUCCCCGUGUGCGCAGUCUGGUGCAGGACACACGCAUCCACCUGGUACCCUCACUGAACCCGGAUGGCUACGAGGUGGCAGCACAGAUGCCCACCUUCAGCCCUUCGCCUGCCCCCAGCUCCAGCCCGCGGCCCUGGCAUUUUCCACCCGAGACCACCACAGUGGGCUGGGAGGAGGCGGAAACGGAGACGGAGACCUACACGGAGGUGGUGACGGAGUUUGGGACAGAGCUGGGGCCCCAGGAGGAGGAGGAGGAGAUGGAAGUGGACGAGUUGGAGGAGGAGGAGGAGACAAUCAUGGGUCCAGAUUUCCCAUUCACCACAGCCGAGACCUACACAGUGAACUUUGGGGACUUCUGA